CGGAGCUCAGAAACUGCCAGCCGAGAUCACAAGCAUUGGGGCUGAAGCAGGAGGCAGGAUGGACUGAGAGGAGAAGAGGCAGGUUAGAGGGAGAGAGGCUUGCAAAGGAAACAGCAGAAAAGAAAUCGCUGGUUGUGUUCACGGCAAAGCAAGAACCAGUGAAGUUGAGAACAGACACAAGACUAUGAAAGCCAAGAGAUGCAAAGAGAGACAGAGGGAAGAAAAUGACAAGAGGAAUGUCCAUCCGGAGAAAUGAAGAGAAUGAAAGUUUUAUGCUGCAGAACGGCUCCGUGUUUUUCCGGCAAAAAAAUUUCUCGCUGUCUUUAACCCCGCUCGCGUUUGCCAGCCGUUGAUAUCAAGAGGCAUGUUCAGUGGUGCCGGCAGCAUCUCCUCUUCCUUCUUUUCCUCUUCAUCUUCCUCCUUCUCCUCUUCUUCCUCCUCCACAUUCUCCUCCCAUCAGCAGGAAGACAAACCUAGGACAGUCUUGAAAUAUCGAAAUUUCCUCCUUGGGAUUUGCCAGCGCCGCGUUGCGCCAACACUGUCGGAAUAAAGGAGGCUGACUAUUGUAUGAUCGUUAUUUUAUUAAUUGGUCAGUGGGAAGAUUACGGCUGAGCAUAGGGGACAUCUGUCACCCUUUCUGCGCUAAGAUUGAAAAAUGAGGCUGGAUUGGGAGACUCUCUAAAAUGAAGCAAAAGGAAUCAAAAUUUUAAUACAGCCACAGAAGCCCCCCCCCCCACGCAGCACACUUUUAUUUAUAUAUUUUUUAGAUUAUUAUUAUUAUUUUUUUUGGUGGUUGGGGGGAGGUGAUCGGGUGGCUGACUGGCUACGGGGAAGCUGCUUCCUUUUCCUUUUGGAAAUGAUUGUGCUGUUAUUCUUUGCCUUGCUCUGGAUGGUGGACGGAGUCUUUUCCCAGCUUCAUUAUACUGUGCAGGAGGAGCAGGAACAUGGCACUUUCGUGGGGAAUAUCGCCGAAGACCUGGGCUUGGACAUUACAAAACUUUCAGCUCGCAGGUUUCAGACGGUGGCCAACUCACGGACCCCUUACUUGGACCUCAAUCUGGAGACCGGGGUUCUGUACGUAAACGAAAAGAUAGAUCGCGAGCAGAUCUGCAAGCAGAGCCCCUCUUGUGUCCUGCACCUGGAGGUCUUUCUGGAGAACCCGCUGGAGCUGUUCCGAGUGGAGAUCGAGGUGCUGGACAUCAAUGACAACCCUCCCUCCUUCCCAGAGCCCGACCUAACAGUGGAGAUCUCAGAGAGCGCCACGCCAGGCACCCGCUUUCCCUUAGAGAGCGCCUUCGACCCAGACGUGGGGACCAACUCCUUGCGAGACUAUGAGAUAACCCCAAAUAGCUACUUCUCGCUAGACGUACAAACCCAGGGAGAUGGCAACCGAUUCGCAGAGCUGGUCCUGGAGAAGCCACUGGACCGAGAACAGCAAGCGGUGCACCGCUACGUGCUGACCGCGGUGGACGGGGGAGGAGGGGGAGGAGGAGGGGAAGGAGGGGGAGGCGGCGGGGGAGCCGGCCUGCCCCCCCAGCAGCAGCGUACUGGCACGGCCUUGCUCACCAUCCGAGUGCUCGACUCCAACGACAAUGUGCCCGCAUUUGACCAACCCGUCUACACUGUUUCCCUACCAGAGAAUUCUCCCCCUGGCACGCUAGUGAUCCAGCUUAAUGCCACCGACCCUGAUGAAGGCCAGAAUGGCGAGGUCGUGUACUCGUUCAGUAGUCACAUUUCACCCAGGGCUCGGGAGCUCUUCGGACUGUCGCCGCGCACCGGCCGGCUAGAGGUGAGCGGCGAGCUGGACUAUGAAGAGAGCCCAGUGUACCAGGUGUAUGUCCAAGCCAAGGACUUGGGUCCCAAUGCUGUGCCUGCGCACUGCAAGGUUCUGGUGAGAGUGCUGGAUGCCAAUGACAACGCACCAGAGAUCAGCUUCAGCACAGUGAAAGAGGCGGUGAGCGAGGGUGCGGCCCCUGGCACGGUGGUGGCUCUGUUCAGCGUGACCGAUCGGGACUCAGAGGAGAAUGGGCAGGUGCAGUGUGAGCUUCUGGGAGACGUGCCGUUCCGCCUCAAGUCUUCCUUCAAGAAUUACUACACUAUCGUGACCGAAGCCCCCUUGGAUCGAGAGGCUGGGGACUCCUACACCCUGACCGUGGUGGCCCGCGACCGGGGCGAGCCUGCACUCUCCACCAGUAAGUCGAUCCAGGUUCAAGUGUCAGAUGUGAAUGACAAUGCGCCGCGCUUCAGCCAGCCGGUCUACGACGUGUAUGUGACAGAAAACAAUGUGCCUGGUGCCUACAUUUACGCGGUGAGCGCCACGGACCGCGACGAAGGGGCCAAUGCAAAAUUAACCUACUCUAUCCUAGAGUGCCAGAUCCAAGGAAUGAGUGUCUUCACCUACGUGUCCAUCAACUCAGACAACGGCUACUUGUACGCCCUGAGAUCCUUCGACUAUGAGCAGAUCAAGGACUUCAGCUUUCAAGUGGAAGCCCGGGACGCCGGCAGUCCCCAGGCGCUGGCUGGCAAUGCCACCGUCAACAUCUUGAUAGUGGAUCAGAACGACAACGCCCCCGCCAUCGUGGCGCCCCUUCCGGGGCGCAACGGGACUCCAGCCCGCGAGGUGCUGCCGCGCUCUGCUGAACCCGGCUACCUGCUCACUCGUGUGGCCGCAGUGGACGCGGACGACGGCGAGAACGCCAGGCUCACCUACAGCAUAGUGCGGGGCAACGAAAUGAACCUCUUUCGACUGGACUGGCGCACCGGAGAGCUCCGCACCGCGCGCCGGGUCCCAGCCAAGCGCGACCCCCAGCGGCCUUAUGAGCUGGUGAUCGAGGUGCGCGACCACGGGCAGCCGCCCCUGUCCUCCACAGCCACCCUGGUGGUUCAGCUGGUGGAUGGAGCGGUGGAGCCCCAGGGCGGGGGCGGGGACCGAAGCGGAGGGUCCGGGGAGCACCUGCGUCCCAGCCGCUCUGGUGGCGGGGAAACUUCACUGGACCUCACACUCAUCCUCAUCAUCGCCCUGGGCUCGGUGUCCUUCAUCUUCCUGCUGGCCAUGAUCGUGUUGGCCGUGCGCUGUCAGAAAGAGAAAAAACUCAACAUCUACACGUGUCUGGCGAGCGAUUGCUGCCUCUGCUGCUGCUGCUGCGGCAAUGGAAGCUCCACCUGCUGCGGCCGCCAAGCCCGGGCGCGCAAGAAGAAACUCAGCAAGUCAGACAUCAUGUUGGUGCAGAGCGCCAAUGUCCCUAGCAACCCGACCCAGGUGCCGGUAGAGGAGUCCGGAGGCUUCGGUUCCCAUCACCACAAUCAGAACUAUUGCUAUCAGGUCUGCCUCACCCCGGAGUCCGCCAAGACCGACCUGAUGUUCCUGAAGCCCUGCAGCCCUUCCCGGAGUACAGAUGCUGAGCACAAUCCCUGUGGAGCCAUCGUCACCGGGUACAGCGACCAGCAACCAGACAUCAUUUCCAACGGAAGCAUUUUGUCCAACGAGAAUAAACACCAGCGAGCAGAGCUCAGCUAUCUAGUUGACAGACCUCGCCGAGUUAACAGUUCUGCAUUCCAGGAAGCUGACAUAGUAAGCUCUAAGGACAGCGGUCAUGGAGACAGUGAACAGGGAGACAGUGAUCAUGACGUCACCAACCGUGGCCAGUCAGCUGGUAUGGAUCUUUUCUCCAACUGCACUGAGGAAUGUAAAGCGCUGGGCCACUCUGACCGAUGCUGGAUGCCUUCUUUUGUCCCUUCGGAUGGACGCCAGGCUGCAGAUUACCGCAGCAACCUGCAUGUCCCCGGCAUGGACUCUGUUCCAGACACCGAGGUCUUUGAACCUCCGGAAGUCCAGCCUGGGGCAGAGCGUUCCUUCUCCACUUUCGGCAAAGAGAAGGCUCUGCACGGAACCCUGGAAAGGAAGGAGCUGGAUGGGUUGCUGUCUAAUACACGAGCGCCUUACAAACCACCAUAUUUGAAAAUGCUGUGGAUGCAGCUGCGUGGAGAGGCUCAUUUGACGAACGAUGGAGGCAAGCAACCAACCACAUGACUGAACUCAGAAGCCUAUUCUCAACUUGAGCUUUCCGAGGAGACUGCGCCCAGCCAACAGCUAGACUGAAAAUCUGGGAGACUUCAGCCAGGCACUAACUGAGCUGCACUAAUUCCAAACCACACAAACUGUGAGAUAAAUAUGGGAGGAUUACACUGCUCUCUUCUUGGGAGUCUCGUUUAGCAACACUAGAUAGCUAAUAUAAUAGAUUACUGAGAAACUCAUUGUCUGCUACAGUAAUAUAAGCACUGACUUCUCUCAUGUGAUGUGGCUAUUUUUCCAAACAACAUAUAUGAUGUGCACUUGCUGUUUCUUUGCUUUGCUCUUCAACUGUCACUUCAAUUUCACCCCUUAUCACUUUACACACACACACACACACACACACACACACACACCACAAUCCCCACCAUUUUCUGUAUUAAUAUAUUGGCUUAAAAAAAUAAAAAUGUUCUCAUCAAAUGAAAUAUGCAUUAACUCUGGUGACUUUCAGUUGUGGGAAUUACUUCUAAUUUUCUUCUUUGAAAGCGUAUGCUUUUCUAUAAAACCCUCUGUAGGACAUAUAGCCUUUUAUAUGCAGAUUGGUAUAAUUACACUUUGAAAUAUCUUUGAAUUCCCUGUAGCUUAAACUGAGAACAUGAAAGGCUAAAUGUUAUAUUGAACUGAAGGAUAUAAAGGUGCGUGUACAUCAAUCCAAAAAUGAGAUAUAGAAAUGAACCUCUCUACAUAGCACUGCCCAUUCUAACAGAUGUUGAAGAAUCUUUAACUGCAGAGACUGUCUUUCCUAGCAGUCUAAUCCUACUGGGAAUGGCUUUAUCCGUUCCUAUUUGUUAUUCUUUUAGUACCAAAGUGUGAAUGCCUGUGACAUGAAACAAGAGAUCCAGUGUAACAAGAGCUUUACCUAUUUCCAGAACAAUCCAUCAUAAAACGGAGUGUUAUAAGGAAGGAAUUUUCUACCCAAACUCUCAUGCCAGAGGGGAUGGAAAUCACACUUCAUGAAGUCAAUAGAAAAGUCCCAUGGCAACAGCAAACCUUUCCAGAUCUCAACCACAAACAGAGGGUUCUCUUCCACUGGGAGCGUGUCCAGGCCCAGUACCAGAUACAUCCAGAGUAUGUAGAUGGCUGUAGAGAUGGCUUACCAAUUUAGAACAUUUAAUGCUAUUGCAGAGGACUGGAAUUCAGUUCCCAGUGGACAUGGAAGGAACAACUAUUCCUAGUUCAAAGUUCAAGGGAUCAUAGACACAGAAAUUUAAAUGAAUGUAGUUUUUUUUAGAAGAGUAUUUAAAGUACCUUCAUUCUUUAUUGCCAACAAUGGGAAGUAAGAGAAGCUAGUGUGUCUGUGUAAAGUCAAAACUUGCCAUCAACAUUUAACUUAUUAAGAACAGAUUCCAUGCAACUAACUUUAUUUCAAGAGUGUGUGCUGUUAAUGUUCAAUAUGCUGUAAUUAUCCUAACUGCUUUCAGUUAAAUGGAUCUCAUAAUUAGUCUUUUCAAACUAGGUGUACAUAAAAAAAAACCUCCUUUUUUAAUGUAAAAAGCAUGCCUUCUCACAAAAUUAUAUUUUAUAUAAAUUAAAAGAAAAAAAAAGACCCAAAAUGGUUAACCAAAGAAAAAUUUAGUUUAAGGGAAAAUUCCCUAAAUUCUGGUGUUCUGCAGAAUGAAGAGAUACUAAUUAGUUACAAUUGAAAUAAAAAAUUAUGAAUACUCAGAAACCAAUCACAAUUCAUAGAGAACUGUGGAGGCCAUGGAAUGUGAUGGUCAUGUUUGCAACCGAGGCUAGGGAGCUUCCCCAUUUUUGACAUCUUUCAAAACCUGACACUUAUUAAUCUUCAAAAUAUGGAAGGGGGAAAUGAUGAUAAUUUAAGCUGUGUAAUUGAAGAAAACAAAGUUGCCAAUUUGCAUGGAAUCUGUCGUUUUAAAAACACAACAUUCAUUUUAAAUCUUUUCUCUUGUUUUUUCUUUUUUAAUAAAUCAUUCCAUUUGUGUCCCAUAAGUUUGGGUAUGUUGUACCUUUAUUUUCAUUAAAUUCUAAAAAAUCUUUAAUUUCUUUCUUUAUUUCUUCCUUGACCAAGUUAUCGUUGAGUAGAGCAUUGUCCAGCUUCUAUGUAUAUUUGAGCUUUCUGGUGUUUUUGUUACUAUUGAGGACCAGCCUUAAUCUGAUAGAAGGCAUCAGGCCUGAGGAUGUUCAAUGCCCAAGUGUAGGGGUGUACCAAGUUGGGAGGAUGGGAGUUAGUGGGUGGUUGAGCACCCUCAUAGGGGCAGGGGAAGGGGGAACGAGAUAGGGGGUUUCUGAAGGGGAGAUCUAGAAAGGGGAAAACAUUUAAAAUAAAAUAAAUAAAAUAAAAUAUUCAAGAAAAAAUACCAUUCCAUUUGUUUACAUCGCAGAUGAUAUCUCACUUCCUGGUUACCCCUCCACAAACUCCCAUCUCACAUCUGCCCUCUGCUCCCUCCUCUUUGCCUUUAUGAUGGUGUUCCCACCCACCCUCUUCUGCCCCACUGCUCCAGCACUCCCCUAUACACUUCUAGGUUGAUGAUCUAGUCUCUGGGAACACUGGGUCUGGCCAGCCAAUGCUGUUCUUCCUAUGGGGUUGCAAUACCCCUCUGCUCCUCCAGUUCCUCCCAUCAGGGUCCUUGAGCUCAGUCUGAUGGUUGGCUCAAAGCAUCCACAUCUCAUUAUUUUUUUUUUAAGAUUUAUUUAUGUAUACGAGCAUGCUGUUCCUGACACACCAGGAGAGGGCACUGGAUACAAUUAUAUGUGGUUGUGAGUACCAUAUGGUUUCUGGGAAUUGAACUCAUGACUUCUGGAAGAGUAGCCAGUGUUCUUAAUCACUGAGCCAUCUCUCUUGCCCCCAAAUACAACAUUCUAAAAUGUGUUUUUUCCCCUGGGAAAAAUGACGAAAAUUUGAAAAUUCAAAUGUUUCAGGAAGAUUCUACCAAAUUAAUUCAUGUAAAGCAUUAGAACCACCAUUGAUAACCAACUGAACAAGUCGGAAAUAGACAAUGUACAAAGAUGCUAAGUUUGCCUAAUCACUCCCUAUACUGCUUGAAAACCAUGUGU
Mus pahari (shrew mouse) is the source of this 7084-nucleotide messenger RNA. RefSeq names its product protocadherin 10 (gene Pcdh10). NCBI's taxonomy places the organism in Eukaryota, Metazoa, Chordata, Mammalia, Rodentia, Muridae. The transcript is spliced from 5 exons. Gene Ontology annotation, biological process: homophilic cell-cell adhesion. Bases 857 to 4030 code for a protein of 1057 amino acids. Gene Ontology annotation, cellular component: plasma membrane. Gene Ontology annotation, molecular function: calcium ion binding. The record is from RefSeq and is a predicted model, not a curated record.